UACUUGUACAAGUCUCUAGAGGCACGUGAUUAAGGUAGCUACAACCAAAUAUAUAAUGUAGUAGUAGUUAUAAAAUCUACUUGUAGAGUGAGUUGUUACUUGUGAGGGAAAUUAACCAUGGGCUCUGUGGAGGACCAUCCUUUGCUUGACUCAAACACACAGCUUGCAAAUUUGUCAUCAGAGGCCAUUGAAGAGUUCUUGGAAACUGGGCCAGUUGGGUUGAGAUGGUGGUCUAAGCUUGUUGCAUGGGAGUCAAGGCUCCUCUGGCUCCUCUCUGGCUCUUCAAUAAUUAUGACCAUUUUCAGUUAUAUGCUUUGCUUUGUGACCUUGAUGUUUGCUGGGCAUUUAGGGUCCGUUGAGCUUGCUGGUGCAUCAGUAGCUAGUGUUGGAAUUAUGGGUCUUUCUAAUGGUAUUAUGCUGGGAAUGGCAAGUGCUGUGCAAACUGUGUGUGGGCAAGCAUAUGGGGCCAAAAAAUAUGCAGCAAUGGGUGUGAUAUUGCAAAGAGCAAUCAUAUUACAUCUUGGUGCAGCAGUGCUUCUCACAUUCCUCUAUUGGUAUUCUGGCCCUUUUUUAUUAGCCAUAGGACAGACAGAGAGCAUAGCAAAGAGUGGCCAAAUUUUUGCCAGGGGACUAAUUCUUCAAAUAUAUGCAUUAGCACUCAGCUGCCCAAUGCAGAGGUUCCUCCAAGCACAGAACAUUGUGAAUCCUCAGGCAUAUAUCGCUGUUGGGGUGUUCCUUCUGCAUGUGCUUCUUUCCUGGAUAGUAGUCUAUGUUUUGAGCUAUGGCCUUCUUGGUGCAGCCCUUACUCUCAGCUUGUCUUUAUGGCUUCUUGUCUUCAUAAAUGCCCUCUACAUCCUUCUUAGCCCAAAAUGCAAGCAAACUUGGACUGGCUUCUCACUAAAAGCCUUCCAAGGAAUUUGGCCUUAUUUCAAGCUCACAGUUUCUUCUGCUGUGAUGUUAUGUUUGGAGAUAUGGUACAGUCAGGGACUAGUGCUUAUAUCAGGCUUGCUCUCCAAUCCUACAAUAGCACUGGAUUCUAUUUCCAUUUGUGUGAAUUACUUAAACUGGGACAUGCAAUUCAUGUUAGGACUCAGUCAAGCAGCCAGUGUCAGAGUUAGCAAUGAAUUAGGAGCAGCUCAUCCAAGAGUAGCAAAGUUUUCUGUCUUCGUAGUGACUGGGACUACCAUCCUGAUUAGCAUAGCAUUCAGCGCCAUUGUUCUGAUAUUCCGGGUUGCUAUGAGCAAGCUUUUCUCUUCUGACUCUGAAGUCAUUGAUGCUGUAACUGAUUUGACUCCAUUGCUUGCCAUCUCAGUUCUCCUAAAUGGCAUUCAACUUAUACUAUCAGGGGUUGCAAUUGGAAGUGGAUGGCAAGGAAUAGUGGCUUAUGUGAACUUGGGUUCUUACUAUGUAAUUGGUCUUACUGUUGGAUGUGUUCUUGCCUUCAAAACUUCUUUAGGAGUAGCUGGAAUCUGGUGGGGAAUGAUCCUUGGAGUUCUGAUACAGACAGUAACAUUAAUAAUUCUAACUGCCAGAACAAAUUGGAAAGCAGAGGUUGGAAAAGCUAUUGUUCGCAUCAAGAGAUCUGCUGAAGAUGAAACCUUAGUGCAACUGGUUGCAGACGUAUAGAGAUAUUUCUCUCCUUUUUUUCUUCUUUAGGCGGAGAACAACACAUCUUAGUUGCAGAUUAAUCUUGUUUAGGGAGGGCUAGGCGAUAUUGUUGAUGUGUUCCUUCUCUCUUUCAGUUCAGAGAAUUUUGAGAAUCAAAUCAUGAAGCCCUACUUUCAAUUCCAGCAUAAGUAUGUUUGGCAUUGUUUUAGAAAUCAUGAAUUAUUGUAGGUCAAUUCCAAAAUCAAGUUCACCAGUGGUGAUGCAAGAGAUGCUAAAUAAAUAAAAUGAAACUUGAGCAUUCA
Molecule: messenger RNA, 1910 nt
Organism: Lotus japonicus
Lineage: Eukaryota; Viridiplantae; Streptophyta; Magnoliopsida; Fabales; Fabaceae
Product: protein DETOXIFICATION 41-like
Exons: 8
Coding region: 118-1626 (502 amino acids)
Biological process (GO): xenobiotic detoxification by transmembrane export across the plasma membrane
Cellular component (GO): vacuolar membrane
Molecular function (GO): xenobiotic transmembrane transporter activity; antiporter activity
Source: RefSeq, a predicted model, not a curated record